Triticum turgidum subsp. durum (durum wheat) is the source of this 381-nucleotide messenger RNA. Lineage: Eukaryota; Viridiplantae; Streptophyta; Magnoliopsida; Poales; Poaceae. The record is from the annotation of a GenBank genome assembly.
AUGACGCCGACCCGCCACUCGCCGGCCGUGGUGGCCGCCGCGCUCCUCCUCGCCGUCCUGGCCAGCGGCCGGCGUGGCGCCGAAGCGGGGGGCGACGAGAGCGACUGCAGCGUCGCGCAGACGGCCUUCAGCGAGUGCACCGGGUACGUGGCCGGCCUGGACGAGGAGAUCCCGCCGCAGUGCUGCCAGGGGCUGAGCGACGUCAAGGACCUGGCGCCGGGCGCCGACCAGCGCCGGGACCUCUGCGCGUGCCUCCUGUCGGAGAUGCUCGCCGCCGGCAAGGUCGACUCCGGCCGCGCCGCCGGCCUCCCGUCCGCGUGCGGCCUCAGCGUCGGGUUCCUCCCCACCAGCCCCGACUUUGACUGCUCCCAGAUCCCCUGA